This is a messenger RNA of Musca domestica (house fly), 708 nucleotides long. RefSeq lists its product as uncharacterized. The coding region runs from base 121 to 552 and encodes 143 amino acids. The transcript has 4 exons. NCBI's taxonomy places the organism in Eukaryota, Metazoa, Arthropoda, Insecta, Diptera, Muscidae. The record is from RefSeq and is a predicted model, not a curated record.
AUUUUAUAUGUAUUUGUUUGCAAAUAUAUUAUCGGUAGUCUGUGCGCAUUUUGUCAUAUUAAUAUUUGUUACUCAAACGGUAGAAUUCUAAGCAAUUACACAAUUCUCAAAAUUUAAGAAAUGAUAACAUUAAACAUUUUUGCGCUUUUUUUGCUCGUAUCCAUUUUUAUAAAAGAAGUUGGUAGUGUCCAUUGCUAUGCUUGCAACACCCGCGAUAACGAAGAAUGUGAUAAUCUAGACGAUUCCGGCAAUAGUACAUUAACAACGACUUGUGAAGAUACGUGUGCCACUGUUAAAGGUCAAUGGGGCAACAUAAAUGCAUAUGAACGAAGAUUUUUACUUUGGCGUGGCUGCGGUCCCAUUGCAGAGUGUACACAAGCUCAAGCCAUGUGUUGUCAUUGCAAGGACGACUAUUGUAAUUUUGGAAAUGUCUGCUUUAGUCACUCUAUUAUUCCCAUAUCCAAUAUUGUGCUAAACUACCUCUACCCACCUUCCGAGGAAAACUCUUUAAACCCUCUCCAGCACUGGAAGAAGUCAUAUGCCCCCAUAUGAGCGAGGAUCACUCAUUACUCUAUCAUGCGAAAUUUGUCUUGAACUUCGUUAAUUGCUUAAGGGAGAGCAAUCCCGCAGAGAUGUUGGCUCCUGUUAUGGAAACACUGCCUAGAUUAUUUAAUCUUUUUUGAAUUUUGUAGUAAACGUUCCCAAUUU